Messenger RNA from Penicillium pulvis, 1512 nucleotides. RefSeq names its product putative MFS multidrug transporter. The transcript is spliced from 4 exons. Gene Ontology annotation, biological process: transmembrane transport. Lineage: Eukaryota; Fungi; Ascomycota; Eurotiomycetes; Eurotiales; Aspergillaceae. The record is from RefSeq and is a predicted model, not a curated record. Bases 1 to 1512 code for a protein of 503 amino acids. Gene Ontology annotation, molecular function: transmembrane transporter activity.
AUGGCGACCUUAGGCGAAAACCCGGACGAGUCACUCGACAAGGUGAGCUCUUAUGUCGAUGAAAAGGCCGAGGGCACCAUCAAUGAUCCAUCGAGCGUCUUGUCCGAAUCCCACAAAUCGUACUUGAUUGAGCGCCAUGGCACGCUCGAUCUUGAUCCAAUUCCCAGCAUGGAUCCAGCUGAUCCUUACAACUGGCCAGGGUGGAAGAAAGUGACCAAUCUGAGUCUGGUCGCGUUCCACGCGUGCAUGGGCACGUUCACAGCCGCUGCCAUUAUCUGUGCCUACGAAAAUAUUGCCCUUGAUUUGGGCGUUUCCAUACAGCGAGUCAGCUAUCUCACCUCGUUGCAGAUUGCCAUCCUUGGUGGUGCUCCGUUGUUCUGGAAGCCGCUAUCUAGCCGGUUUGGACGGCGCCCUGUCUUCCUCUUGUCAUUGAUCCUGAGUUGUGUAUGCAAUAUCGGCUGUGCAAAGAGCCCAGAUUAUGCCUCAAUGGCGGCCUGUCGUGCCUUGGUAGCCUUUUUCAUCUCCCCUGCCAUGGCUAUUGGUAGUGGUGUAGUUACGGAGACAUUCUUCCGCCAUGAAAGAGCGCGAUACAUGGGUAUUUGGACAGUGAUGGUGACGCUGGGUGUCCCAAUUGGGCCCUUUAUCUUUGGAUUCGUUACUCAGCGUGUUGGUUACCGCUGGAUCUACUGGAUUCUGGCCAUCACCAAUGGUGUUCAAUUCAUCCUAUACCUCUUCUUUGGACCUGAAACCCGUUAUAUCGGCGACGAUAUCCAAAGUAAAUCAUCUGUGUUCAAGCGCGAGUACACAUCGCUCCGCCGAAUUGAUCCCACCCCAUUGAAGCUGUCCGAAUUCUUCCACCCCCUCUCCCUCUUCACCAACAUUCCUGUUCUCCUCGCUGCGGUCGCAUACUCCAUGGUCUUCCUUUUUUCCUCUGUCAUGGGCUCUGUCGAAGUCCCCCAGCUUCUGCAAUCCAAGUUUGAGCUAAAUGCCCAACAACUUGGCCUUCAAUUCCUGGGUUUGAUUAUUGGCUCUCUUCUUGGUGAACAACUGGGCGGUGUCAUGUCCGAUAUGUGGAUGAACGCUCGUGCCCGACGCAUUGGCCGCAAGCCUGCCCCGGAAUUUCGACUCUGGCUGAGCUAUAUUGGGUUCCUGUUGACUAUUGCUGGGAUGGUUGUCUUCUUGGUAUGCACUGAACAAGCGACAGAAGGCCAGUGGACGGUGACGCCGAUUGUUGGCACGGGAAUUGCGGCCUUCGGCAACCAGGUUGUCACUACUGUUCUGACUACCUACGCUGUUGAUACGUAUCCCCAAGACGCCGGCAGUGUUGGUGUGUUCAUCAACUUUGUUCGCUCAACAUGGGGAUUCAUCGGACCCUUCUGGUUCACCGAUUUGUUUGACAGUGUUGGUAUCGCGAAGAGUUCGGGUGUGGUCGCCGCGUUGAUUAUGGGUGCCAGCUUCAUUCCUACUGCAUUUUUGCAGUGGAAAGGCGAGAAAUGGUACAGCCGUGACUGA